This is a messenger RNA of Aspergillus eucalypticola CBS 122712, 1112 nucleotides long. Its product is annotated as YggS family pyridoxal phosphate enzyme. The record is from RefSeq and is a predicted model, not a curated record. Bases 66 to 884 code for a protein of 272 amino acids. Lineage: Eukaryota; Fungi; Ascomycota; Eurotiomycetes; Eurotiales; Aspergillaceae. Gene Ontology annotation, cellular component: intracellular anatomical structure. The transcript has a single exon. Gene Ontology annotation, molecular function: pyridoxal phosphate binding.
CCACCACGAACCAGAGAUCCCAUAUAACACAACCCAACGGGGGAGGGAAAAUAACUACUACAAAAAUGACCACCUCAAUCCGCCCCUCCACCCCCACCCGCACCACCACCCUCCUGACCAAUCUCGCAACCGUAACAGCCCGCAUCAACACUGCAACUACCUCAUCUCCAAAAACCACCCCACCCCGUCUGGUCGCCGUCUCCAAACUCAAACCCGCCAGUGACAUCCUCACCCUCCACACCACCAACCCACCUACACAUCAAACCCACUUUGGCGAAAACUACCUCCAAGAACUCCAGGAGAAAGCCCGUCUCCUCCCCACCACCAUAAAAUGGCACUUCAUCGGCGGCCUGCAGAGCAAUAAAUGCGUGACUCUGGCGCGGGAUACCCCCGCGCUCUGGGCCGUCGAGAGCGUAGAUAGUACCAAGAAGGCGUCGUUGUUGGAUAAAGGGUGGGGGGAGAGGAGUGCUGAGGUGAAGGCGACGAAUCAUGAGGAGAGGUUGAGGGUGUUUGUGCAGGUGAAUACCUCCGGGGAAGAGAAUAAGAGUGGGGUUGAGCCGGGCGAUGGCGCGCUGGAAUUGUGUCGCUUUAUUAGGGAUAAGUGUCCCCGGUUGCGGUUGCAGGGGGUUAUGACCAUUGGGGCCAUUGCCAGGUCGAAGGCUACCACGCCGGAGAAUGAGAAUGAGGAUUUUGUGUGUCUGAGGGAGACCAGGGAUCGUGUGGUCCAGGAGUUGGGCUUGCUGGGGGAGGAGGCCAAGUUGGAGUUGAGUAUGGGUAUGAGUGAGGAUUUCGAGGGCGCUAUUGCUCUGGGUAGUGAUGAGGUUCGCGUUGGGACGACUAUCUUUGGGGAUAGGCCGCCCAAGGAUCAGGCCAGGGUGGUUUGAGUCCAUUAAAAGGUGUUACGAUUCACGACGUGUUCUAUAAGCAUCAUGCAUCAUUCUUAAGGGAUGAAAAGAGAUGGGAGAGGAAGGGAAACCAAGACAGUAAACUUCGACUGCUGCCUGUACAUUAAGAUGAAAGGAAAGAACAAGCGUCCCGCAUGUCCCAGGUAUAUAUGUGCGAUAUCAGUAAUAAAUACACCCCCCGCCAUCUGCCACCUGGCGGAGUACGAA